Messenger RNA from Megalops cyprinoides (Indo-Pacific tarpon), 1358 nucleotides. RefSeq names its product tetranectin-like. The record is from RefSeq and is a predicted model, not a curated record. The coding region runs from base 2 to 598 and encodes 198 amino acids. The transcript has 3 exons. NCBI's taxonomy places the organism in Eukaryota, Metazoa, Chordata, Actinopteri, Elopiformes, Megalopidae.
CAUGGAUCUCAGAGGAGCGCGCCUCCUGCUUUGCCUUCUCUUCCUCGUCCACUCCUCAAUCCAGCAGACUCCCCCGAAGAAGAAAAACGUGAAAAAAGACUCGGGGAGCACUGCUGCCAUUGAGGAGCUGCAGAAGCAGAUCGAUGACAUCGUGCAAGAGCUGACGCUGCUGAAGGAGCAGCAGGCCCUGCAGACAGUUUGCCUUAAGGGAAUGAAGAUCCACGGCAAGUGUUUUCUCGUGGACAAAGUGAAGAAGCGCUACCAUGCGGCCAGCGACGACUGCAUCGCGAAGGGGGGCACCCUCAGCACGCCCCUGACGGCCGACGAAAACGAGCAGCUGUACGACUACGUGCGCAAGAGCAUCGGGCCGAACGAGCAGGUCUGGCUGGGCAUAAACGACAUGACGACCGAGGGGAACUGGGUCGACCAGACGGGCUCCACCCUGCGCUACAAGAACUGGGAGUCGGGGGUCACCCACCAGCCGGACGGCGGCCGCUCCGAGAACUGCGCUGUCCUCUCCGGCGCGGCCAAAGGGAAGUGGUCGGAUGAGAACUGCCGCGGCGAGAAAGCGUCCGUCUGCGAGUUCAACAUCGUAUAAGCGCACCAUGCUCCGCAGCUGCCGGUGUAGCGCAAUUUCAUGCUACAUUUCACAUUCUCAGAGACAAAAUGCACAUGUUCGCCCAGAGCGCCGUCCAUCUGCUCAGUAGUCAAAAUUAGGAACUUUAACAAUCUUGAAAGAAAUUAUUAUAUGAAUAGAUCUGUACAAUAUAAAGACGACUGUACUAUAUUAAAUACCAUUGUAUUAAAUGGUUGUACAAAAAUUGGGAGGAAGACAGCACUACACCGGCAAUCAUAAUCCUUUACUACCCUUUGAUGUCAUACACCACACUUAACUCUAAUCUGCGGUUUCUACGCUGAACGCUUCAAAGAUGACUAUGCAAAUCGCUCAUUUUGUCUUCCUUUAGCAUCGAACAUUAAUAUUUUCCUCAUAUGAUUAUUUGAAUUCUACGAGGACAGCAUCGUAAUCAUCAAAGCAGCCUCAAAUCAAGUUAAGACUGCUGGCUCCCUAACCUAACCAAUAUUAGCGAGUCCAUAUUUCUGUAAUUUAAUCGGCGUAUGUUUUUAAAAUUAAAACGAAAAAAACAGGGCUGUAAGUCUAUUGACACUGAGGUAAUGUCGAAAAAACUGGAUUAAACUGGGUCAAAUCUCAUUGAACCAUAAUUUGUUGCAAAAAUCAGCGAGGAUUUCAUCAUAUCCAGGUACACUGAAAGUUGUACGUUGUUGAACAACGUCCUAAACUGGCUAAUUUCUAACAAUCCCCCACCCCCUUCAUUGAUAAAAUGAGGAUUAUUUCAGUU